Lithohypha guttulata is the source of this 585-nucleotide messenger RNA. RefSeq lists its product as uncharacterized. Gene Ontology annotation, biological process: protein peptidyl-prolyl isomerization; protein folding. The record is from RefSeq and is a predicted model, not a curated record. The coding region runs from base 1 to 585 and encodes 194 amino acids. Gene Ontology annotation, molecular function: peptidyl-prolyl cis-trans isomerase activity. The transcript is spliced from 2 exons. NCBI's taxonomy places the organism in Eukaryota, Fungi, Ascomycota, Eurotiomycetes, Chaetothyriales, Trichomeriaceae. Gene Ontology annotation, cellular component: intracellular membrane-bounded organelle.
AUGGCGAACCAGUUCCCACCAGUUCCAAAACCUGGUGAGGGUGAGCCGAUCGUUUUCCUCGAUGUCACACUUGGAGGUGAACCACUAGGUCGACUAAAACUCCAUCUCUUCAGCCGCAGCCAUCCACGCACCAGCGAAAACUUCCGCCAAUUCUGCACAGGCGAAUACAAGAAUCCACAAACCGGCAAACCCAUGGGCUACAAAGGCACCAAAUUCCAUCGAAUCAUCAAAGGUUUCAUCCUUCAAGGCGGCGAUAUUGUGCAUCCAGAUGUCUCCUCUCUGAUAGGUACUGGCAGUACAUCGAUCUACAACUCACGUCCGUUCUCCGACGAACCGCCUUUUCUACCACAUACCAUACCAGGAUUGCUGAGUAUGGCGAACAGUGGACCGAACACGAAUGGCAGUCAGUUCUUUAUCACGUGUGCAGCCGCGCCGCAUUUGGAUGGCAAGCAUGUCGUGUUUGGACAGGUGUGUGACGAGGCAGGGAUGCAGGUGGUGAGAAAGAUCGAAAAUGUGAGGGUGCAGGCUGGAGGAGAGGGGAGACCACAGAUUGAGAUCAAAGUUAGUGAGUGUGGUGAGAUGUGA